Messenger RNA from Cricetulus griseus (Chinese hamster), 4078 nucleotides. The record is from RefSeq and is a predicted model, not a curated record. NCBI's taxonomy places the organism in Eukaryota, Metazoa, Chordata, Mammalia, Rodentia, Cricetidae.
CUGGUUGCUUCACAAUUCCGCGGUUGCACAGACUUACUAAAGGAAGUGACCAUUGUGACUUGGGCAUCACUUGACUGAUGGUAAUCAGUUAGAGAGAAGCGCACUGAUUAUUGAGUCUGUCCACGUAGGGUCUGUCUGGCCAGGAGAGAAAGGAGAGAAGAGGAGAGAAAUCGUGCAUUUGCCCGCGAUGGGUUUUCUGGUUUGGGGAUUAGCCUCCGGUAGAGUUUUGUCCUGGCAGGUGGAUAAAUUCCUAUCCACAUUGUUCCUGUCCAUCACCAAUAGUGUAAACCGGAUACAUAGUCUAUCUUAAUAGUACUUUUACUUUGUACAGAGGGCCCCUCAAAAGACUGGAAAAUACUUUGAGAUAGGAUCACUAGUCAUCUUGGAAAGUUUAUAAUACAGAGACAGCACAGAAAAUAAAAGACCGUAGUACAUGGAUGCUAAUGAUAUGGGAUCAGAAUAUUUGAAAUAUUGAUAUUGUAAUCAUACCAUAUGUUUAAGAGGCCAUGCCAGAAGGCACCCAUUGAAAAGAAGCACGUAUAUAUACUAUCUCCUGAGUGUGGGUGUUUUUCCCUCUAUAUAUCAUACAUAUGAUACAGUUUAGAAACUAGGCACAAUAAGAGAUUAAAAUAACUAAUAAUAAAGUAGAACUAUUGCAGCAAUGCUGUAAUAAAAGCUCUGUGAAUAUAAUCUCUCUGUUUCAAAGUAGCUCACUGUACUUUCACCCCUGUUAAGUAAGACAAGGCUCACCCGAAUGCAGACACCUUGGUACUUGGACACCUGAUCUGAUAACCAGGAGGACAGAGAAGUAACUAGUGGCAUUCGGUAUGGAUAGCAUGAAUACGCUGGACAAAAGGGUGACUCACAACCUUGGAGCAGACAGCACACGAUUUCAUCACACUACCCAGCAUGAUAUGUCGCUUAAAACCUACAAACUAUAUUCUUCCGGAGAUUUUCAUUUACUCUUUUUGGAUUAAAGUUUGCUACAGCUUUUGCAAGCAUUUGGAUAAUGUGAGAGUUGAAAUGCAGGGAUGUCUACUAUCUGCCCACCACCAUCUCCUGCUGUUGCCAAGACAGAGAUUGCUUUAAGUGGUGAAUCACCAUUGUUGGCAGCUACCUUUGCUUACUGGGAUAAUAUUCUCGGUCCUAGAGUAAGGCACAUUUGGGCUCCAAAGACAGAACAGGUACUUCUCAGUGAUGGAGAAAUAACUUUUCUUGCCAACCACACUCUAAAUGGAGAAAUUCUUCGAAAUGCAGAGAGUGGAGCUAUUGAUGUAAAGUUCUUUGUCUUAUCUGAAAAAGGAGUAAUUAUUGUUUCAUUAAUCUUCGAUGGAAACUGGAAUGGAGACCGAAGCACUUACGGACUAUCAAUUAUACUUCCACAGACAGAACUUAGUUUCUACCUCCCACUUCACAGAGUGUGUGUUGACAGAUUAACACACAUUAUUCGGAAAGGAAGGAUAUGGAUGCAUAAGGAAAGACAAGAAAAUGUCCAGAAAAUUGUUUUGGAAGGCACAGAGAGAAUGGAAGAUCAGGGUCAGAGUAUCAUUCCCAUGCUUACUGGGGAAGUCAUUCCUGUGAUGGAGCUGCUUGCAUCUAUGAAGUCACACAGUGUUCCCGAAGAAAUAGAUAUAGCUGAUACAGUCCUCAACGAUGAUGACAUUGGUGACAGCUGCCACGAAGGCUUUCUUCUCAAUGCCAUCAGCUCACAUCUGCAGACCUGUGGCUGUUCUGUCGUAGUAGGCAGCAGUGCAGAGAAAGUAAAUAAGAUAGUGAGAACAUUAUGCCUUUUUCUGACUCCAGCAGAGAGGAAAUGCUCUAGGCUGUGUGAAGCAGAAUCAUCCUUUAAGUAUGAAUCAGGACUAUUUGUACAAGGCCUGCUAAAGGAUGCAACGGGAAGUUUUGUACUACCCUUCCGGCAAGUUAUGUAUGCCCCGUAUCCAACCACACACAUUGAUGUGGAUGUCAAUACUGUCAAGCAGAUGCCACCAUGUCAUGAACAUAUUUAUAAUCAACGCAGAUACAUGAGAUCAGAGCUGACAGCCUUCUGGAGGGCAACAUCAGAAGAGGACAUGGCUCAGGACACCAUCAUCUACACAGAUGAAAGCUUCACUCCUGAUUUGAAUAUUUUCCAAGAUGUCUUACAUGGAGAUACUCUAGUGAAAGCCUUCCUGGAUCAGGUCUUCCAUUUGAAACCUGGCCUGUCUCUCAGGAGUACUUUCCUUGCACAGUUCCUACUCGUUCUUCACAGAAAAGCCUUGACACUAAUCAAAUACAUAGAGGACGAUACGCAGAAGGGGAAAAAGCCCUUUAAGUCUCUUCGGAACCUGAAGAUAGAUCUUGACUUAACAGCAGAGGGCGAUCUUAACAUAAUAAUGGCUCUAGCUGAGAAAAUUAAGCCAGGCCUACACUCUUUCAUCUUUGGGAGACCUUUCUACACUAGUGUACAAGAACGUGAUGUUCUAAUGACUUUUUGAACAUGUGGUUUGCUGUGUACAUCUCAUCACAGUCAGGCUUGCUGUUACAGUAGCUCCGUGGUGUGGACACAUUCUUCCUCCAGCAUCCUGCUCUAGGAGUUAGUUACACUACACUUGUCACAGGAGGUCUGUACAGGAGUGUCAGGUGCAGCGUUACAGUGAAUGUCCAUUUUCCUAGAAUAGAUGUACUCUUAGGGACUUAUGUUUACAGUCAUCCUAAAUGCUAUUGCUGUCUUUUAAAGAUAUGAAUGAUAGGAAAUAAACUUGACAUAACUGCUUGUUUUUUUAAAAAAAUAAAAUAAAAACUUAUGAUUAAUGGUUUACAUGUAUCAUAGUGAAGCCCUAGUUAACUUUUACAGAUACAGUGCAAGUUCACUCUCUGUCCCUCAGUGUUCUGUGGUGUGUAGAAUUACAUUCUUCUGCAACAACUGAAAAUUAGAGCCUUCCAACUUUUCAGUUCCACAGAAAGGAACUUAGCUUGACUACAGGACGUUUUGGAAGAAGGCAUUGAUAAAGCAGAGUUUUACAUGAAAUCAAUCGUUAGAACUUCCUUGAUAGACUUAGUCCUUCAGAUUUAGUCUGUAUAGAAACGCCGAGCAGUCGUGUGUGGUCACUGAACCGUGGUAUGCUUUAUGUUGGUUUAUUGUCGUAACUUUGUCAAAGAAAGUGACAUUUUGUUUUAUAAUUGCUGCCAAUUUUUAAAAUUAAUUUUCAUUAUUUUUGAGCUGAGUGCACCUCCUGUGCCUUUCCCAGUCUUGGAAAUAUGAUUUCUUGGAGGAGGGUCAGAUUUCACUGCUCGGCUGUCUCUGUCUGACUUACCUUGGGCACGGUCUGCCAUGUGCCUGGCUUGGAAGUCCUUGUGAAAUAUGUCAGAGAAUACAUGAGCUGAUAAAUCUUCUUUCAAGAUCAGGAAGGCUUCUUGCUGCUUUCCUUCCAUUUUUGCCUGUAAUCUGUGUGUUUUCCAUGUUGCCUGCAUCAUAAGAACAGCGGGAGAAAUUUGACCCCAGUGCUAUUUUUCUAGGUGCUAUUAUGGCAAAUUCAGUGGUCUGUUUUUGUUCCUGUAAUAUUUGACAUCUUGCUGGCUGUGAAAUACUGAUUAGUAGAGUUCUGUGAUAGAGCAGUGUUGACAUAGGAGUAUGCAUAAACACAAAUAAGUAUUUUAUUUAAAACUGUGGACUUAACAUAAAAGGGAGAAUAUAUUUAUUUUUUACAAAAGGAAUAAGAAUGGAGCCUUUUCCCCACCCAUCAAAUUUAGCAAGAAAAAAAAAAGUUCUAUUCUGAAAGGUCACAGUGGCUUUGAUAUUACAAAUCAGAAAAGUGUAGCCAUCUUAAUUUUGAAACACACACUGACCAGGAUAGCUUAUGAACUCCAAGCCGGUCGUUGUGGUAAAGUGUGUAGAUUCCACCUUUUAGUGUCCCACACUUAAAGCUUUACACAGAAGAGUCUUACUUAAGCGCUAAUUGUUUUCCUUUGCUGGUUUACUGUGGUGUUAUAGAGAAUGUAAGUUGUACAGUGAAAUAAGUUAUUGAAGCAUGUGUAAACACUGUUAUAUGUCCUUUCUCCUAGGUGGGGAAUUUUGAAUAAAAUACUUUUGAAAUUC